This is a messenger RNA of Oikopleura dioica, 1680 nucleotides long. Lineage: Eukaryota; Metazoa; Chordata; Appendicularia; Copelata; Oikopleuridae. The record is from the annotation of a GenBank genome assembly.
AUGACAGGUGUGCUUGAAAGAUCAGAGGAAGUACCCCUACGCGUGAUUGUCGACGAGCUUAAAUUUUAUUCCCUCGAAGCAGAUGUCAUCAACGACUUUCUCAUGUCCGAAUGUAUCCUCGCCAAGGAUCCAAUGAGCAACAUUCAGUCACGGACAAAAUUUAAACGGAUUCUUUCCGAGCUCAUCUGCCUCCAGAAACUCGACGAGGAUGACGACCCCUUCUCAAAAUGGAAGAAUUUCCGGAAAAUAUUCGUCCGCUACUUGAGCAUUUUCAUCGUUGCGAUCGCGACCAUUGGGUUUAUCGUCGAUUCUGGCUACUUGGAAGCAGAAAAUAGAUCGGAAGGACUCGAUAAGAACCUGAAAAGACUAGAAUUUCUCUUUGGCAUUUGGUUUUCAAUGCAGCUCUUUGGCGAGUUUGUCAUCACGCCAAAAUUUGAAACAUUCGACAAGCUCAUGUUUCUCAUCAACAUCAUUUCGCUACAAGCAAGCAUACAGUACCUCGUCAUCAACACGUGGUUCAGUGGAAAUGAGAAUCGACUAUUUUUGCGAGUGAUCAACUUUUUGCGUUCUUUCCGAGUCCUGCUUUUGGAGCGCUUUUGUAGAAACUUGCGACACUUGCUCAUUUCUAUUUACGACACGCGGACAAUGAUAGGACACGUGAUAAUUAUCAAUUUAUUUACGUCCAGUAUAAUCGGCACAUUUGUUUAUUCCUUCGAAACAAAGGAAGAAUUCAACAGUAUUCCUCAAUCAAUCCAAUUUGUCAUCUCUACAAUGGCGACAAUUGGCUACGGAGUCCCAGAAGUUCCGGAAACUCUUCCGGGAAAACUAUGCAGCGUCGUUGCAGUUAUUUUCGGCAUCAUUUGCGUGUCCCUUCCGAUUCCAAUUAUAGCGACAACUUGGCAGCGCAAGUACAUAACGGACAUGAAGGAGUUUUGUGGUCCUAUUGGGAAAAUGUAUACCCCAGCCGAUUUGCGGGAAUCAUCGAUGCCAGAUGCUUCAUAUCUUCAAAAUUAUGUUCGCGAGAUCGUGCAGCAGCGGGGCUGGACGGGCGCCGAAUCCGCUGCUAAUGACGAUUUGACCAGGCUCAACAAUCUUCUUUCACUCGUCGAUGGGAUUCUGCUCAACGUAUUUCCUGAUGGAUCGAUUCAUUCUAUUUAUGGUUUCUUCUUUUGCUCCAAAUUAAAGGUUGAUGACAGCGUUUUAGGUCCGAUGGAGACGUUUAUUGAUGCGACGGGCAUCAGCGAAGACGAGCUGAAGCGAUUGAAGCUGAUUAUCAACACAACCCUCAGGAUCGUCAUCAACAAGAGAUCGCAUCAAGCAAAGAAAGAAUACGUGACGCUAGAAGAAGCGACGAAGAGCGCGAGUAAUUCUAGCGCCGAAUCGAACCAGUUCCUGAUGGAGUUCAACCACCGCAUCUCAAUCCCAAAUGAAGUGCUCCGAAUCGCCACCCGUUCACUGCCAAAGAAACAACAAAUGAAAUCAAACGGCGGCGGCAAAAGCAGCUCGAAAAACAACCAAAAUUCACCGGCGAAGAAUUCUCAAGCUGGCAGUUCGGUCGUAAAAGGAACGCCCAACUCGAGGCCGAAGAGAAAUUCGCCCAGGAAUACGAAAGGAACAGUCAUUUACAGGCUACUGAGCGAUGACAACUUUUCCAACUCGUUCUAUACAGAGGUACAGUAG